UUAUUUCCGAACAUCUGUAAAUAGGGUAAUAAUGGAGGAAAACUGCUGAAUACUCCAGAAAUUAUAUUUAUCUUUGUGAAAAUUUUCAUAUCUCUGUCUACGAAUGACUGAUGGAACUUCCAAUGUUCAUACCAAAACUUGUUUGUACAGAGCAUCGACUUUAAUCAGUUUAGUGUUGUGAAACGUACAUGGAACUUGUGUCAUAAUGUAGACGAAAUAGACAUAUUGGGACCACUUCUUCGUGGAAUGACAUGAAGUCACAAACAUUAUCUCUAAAUUCCUAAGUCUGUAUAUUGGAAACAGUCAUAAAAUUUAUUGAAAUCACAAUGGACCACACAAGGAACAGUAUGGAGAUCAAAAAAGAGCAGGCUCGGAGAGAAAGGGAAAACCAGGCCCGCAAAUUUAUGGAAGGACAGAGGAAGAAUGAUAUUGUCGCUAACACUUGUCUCUUCUCUGAGCCAGUGAAAAAGAAAAAUAUAGAUCCAAUAGCCCAGAGAAUUCAAGCAACCUUAGGAAAAUGUAACAUGGAGAAUUACAGAGAUGCUAUAGGCAUUACCCAGCAGCCUGCAACACCUUUACCAGAUAAAAAGAGGAUGUCAUUCCCAGAUAGAAAACUAGAUUCUAGAACUAGUAAUUCUAAAGAGACAGAAGGAGCCAAAAGAUCACUGGAAGAUAGAAAUACCCCUAAAAAUGUUCCUGCAAAAUCAUAUACUUAUCAGAGUUAUCUUGACAAACAGCGCAGUGCUUCAUCUCGUGAUCCAGGCUCCUCAUCAGACAAGAAGCCACACCUACCAUCCUCAGCGUCCAAUGGUCUGAAAGCAGAUCAGCACAAAUCUCAUCAUCCCAUAAAAAAGGAAUACAGGUCACCAAGCCCAAUAAAAAAGGGACAGAACACCCCCACAAAGAAUGGACCAGUUAAUGGGAGAGGGGGUGAGGAGAAAGGGGAGGGGAGUAGUAAGAACAAAUACCACUCUAUGAAUGGCAUUCCUGCUCCAUUGAAGCCAAAUAAACAACAUAAUCUUCCACCACUUCGAAUCAACAAGGAGGUGGACAGUGUUGAAGAUAUUUUAAAGGAGAUGACUCAAAUGCAUCAACCGCACACUGCCAUUCAAACCCCUCGCAAGGAAGAGAAGUUCCCAUUUCCAACUAGUUCCCCCACCAGCAAGAGUGCAAGCAAAACAGGUGAACUCAAAAUCCAAAGAAAUGGUAUUACAGAUGGAUCUAAGAAUUCUCCUAGUGCAAAUCCAUCAAAUUUCAGAGGUUCAGAAAGAGAGCAGGCAGUUGAUAUAACUGUGAGAGCAUCAAAUACAACCGAUUCUAAACAACCUUCAGUCUCCAUUAGUGGACCAGGCACCAAUGCUCCAACAAAAGAACAGAGGAUGAACUCUGGAGAUUCAAGUAGUUCAUCAGAGGAUGAGGAUGAUAGUAAUGAAUCUGACAGUGAAAGUCAGUCUUCAGAGGAGGAGGAUAAAAGUGAUGAUAAUGAAGAUGAUGAUGAUGAUGAUGACGAAGAGGAGGAGGAGGAAGAAAAAGUAACUCCUGCCAAAAUAAAUUCCUCACUGUCAGAUAAAGGACUUGAUACAUCUAAAAGUUCCACGUGUUCCACUUGGGCAUUAAGUAACUUCAUCAAAACAAAUGUGGAAUCUCCCAUUUCUCAGCUUCCAAGUUCCAAUGACAAUUCCAAAUUGUCAGACAAACCAAAUACAACAGCAUCAGAAAAAGACAAUGAACAGGUGAUAAAUGACCUGUUGGCUCGUAUAGAUGACCAUACAGGUGGGCAUGACUGGUCACCAGUGUUCCAGACAAAACAGAAAGUUACUCAACAGAAAUCACCGUUUAGCAGUUUUAGUGCACAUCAGUCACCUCCAUCUAAAAUCAGCAAUCAUACUUCAUCAAGUGAAAAACUCAAGACUUCCACACCUGAUUCUAAGAGUCGAGUGCGGAGGAAAAGACUCAGUGAGCCAGUUUUAUCUUCUGAUGAAUCGCAAAGUGAAAAUGAGGAGGUAGAUGUGGAAUCUGUGACUCCUGGGAAAGAAAUUAUUCCCGAAAUACUGAGGAAAAGUGUUGAAUCUGUGUCAGAAGUGACGAAAAAGUUAGAUUUUGACAAAGGGACAGGUGGGUCUGUAAAUCGAGUGAUUCCAAACAAUUUUACUGAAAAGAAAGUGAAGACCAAAGAUAGGAGAGACCAAACAAAGUCAAGCAAUAGAAGACAAAGCAAAGAGAAUAAGGAAAAUAAUGACAAGAAAAACCACAGCUUUGAUGAUAUUAAGAAUAUUAUAGAGCAAAUCACUGUCAAUCCUCCCUUGUCACCUAUUCCUAAUGUUCCAGAAAAUUCAAAUCCCAAACCUUCAAUUCCAGGUUUAACUUACAAUAGUAAUGGUAAACCCAGCAUUAUUGUUCAUCUUAACCUGUCUUUAGCAAAACCAAGUGUCAAAUGCAAUACUUCCCCAAGUACAGUGUGUUCAGAAUAUAAGGAGAAAGAGUUGUGUUCAGAUAUCAAACAUGAGGAGAAUGCCAGCGAUAGUGAUAUGGAUAUAGAUGACGAUAUUGUAGACUCCAAAGUUCUCAUCGAAUGCCCUAAACCAGUAUCCCCACAACAUAAUACCAUACCAGUGCCAUUUUCAUCGCAUUACUCGCCUCUGACAAUGAAUGGUGAUAUUACCAGUGCAAAACGCAAAUCAGACUUGGACUUCAUUGAGAAUGAUAAAAAACGUGCUAGAAGUGAUAAAAGAAGUAGCAAAAGAAACAGUUUAGGAAGUUCUCGAGAGAGAAUAAGUCACACCAAUGACCAUGAAUGGGACAUGAAACACCCACAGAGGUCAGAGGGCAAAGAGCGAAGAAGCAGUUCAAGUAGUAAUUCUAGUCAGUUCAGUAGCACCAGUAAACAGUCAAAGAAAACCAAAAACCAGAGCACAGAACCAGACAUGACAGGCCACCAGUUGGAUGACAAGGAGGAAUUGGAGGUUCCAGGAAAUGGUCCGGAGAACAGUGGUCAGUAUCCUUCUUCAGUGGAAAUGACCAGUUACUCUCGAGGGGGAGAGGGAGAUGUAGCCCAUGUACCUAGUCCCCAGACCCGCAAGUCAGCUAAAACCAUGGAUGACUGGUGUAAUCUUUCACCAGAUACCUACCUCCGUCUUGCUAAAGAACUCAAGCAUCAGGCAGACAACAUGAAUAGCUCAAGUGAUAAGCUGCAAAGAGCCAUGAAAUACCUAGAGUCAUUUAUAGCAUUUAUUCAGUGUGGGUAUGCCAUGGAACGUACCAACGUGGAACAGGUCAAGAUUUUCAACAUGUACAGGGACACAAACAAGCUAGUCUCACAUAUAAGCCGCUUGAGAGGAAGCCAUGAGUCAAACAAUAACUUGUCCACCAAGGAGAAAAUCAUAUCCGUAUUGAGUUUGAGAAUCCAGUCAUUGUUGAAUCUGAAAUUGUACAAGCUGAAAAAGAAUGAUACUUUGAAGCUUAAAAGAGCAAUUGAGGAUUACAACAAGACUGCAGCAAGCAAGCCACCACCUCAAGGCCUUCCCAUAAGUCAUGCCCCCUCACCUCAUCAGAACAGCUGGAGCAACCGCUCUAACAGAACCCCCUCCCCUAUGUCCCCUACCCCUUCCCCAGCUGGCAGCACAGGGUCACUGGAAUCCAGGGGCAGUAGUACUGAUCUCACACCCUCUAAACUUCCCAAUGGAAAUGUCCAUAUGUCCCCGGCCACCAUUGCAUACCCACAGCGCAUACAUUCCAUCACACAACAAUACAUCACAUCCACUGGGUACCUUGUACAGUCUCAUGACCUCUGGGAUCAAGCUGACAUUAUCAUGCAGGAAGUCAAAGGGUUCUUUGAUGAUUUAGAAGAAAACUCAGAAACACUGACUAUACAAAGCAGUAUGCAAGACUUAAUCACUUAUCUUCAGAAAGUUGUAGAAAAGUUAAAAGACACUUAACAAAAAUACAUGAAGGAAGCAAGUUUUAUAUAGACUGGUGCUCACCUGUGGUUGUCAACAUUCUUGAUGGGUGUUCAGCAAUUCUCAGUGUUCUCUAUAAGGGGCCAGCCACAGGGUGGAGGGAAGGAGUGACAUAAUAUUUGGUGCUCAAAGGUGAAAGGGUCAAAAGUGGAUUUGAAUUCAUCCAAGUGAAGGCAGCUAUAACAUGACAAAAUAUAUAUCACAAUUGUGCUUUCAAUCAAUUUGCGAAUAGUCGCCUUUCUCCAAAUGUGAUACAGAAAAUACGAAGGAGUUUCAAAUCUUAACUAGUGCAAAUAAGUUGUGUGUGACAACACCUAAAACUUUAUAGCAUAAAUGGUAGAUUAUGUACUACUUUGACAUUUGACAGAGGCAAUUUACAACAAGUAUAUGUUCAUCUAAGCAUUUCCACUUUUUUGGUCUUCCAAGGAAGUUUCUACUAUAAGGAUAGAGCUAAACGCAAAGGGGACAUUAGUUCAUUAUUGACUUCGGAUUGUUGCGACAUUUUUCUUUUUUAAUGUAUUCCAUUUGUUUAUGCAUGUGAUACUGCAUUGAUCAUGAAGUUAAUUCAAAUUUAUACUUUGAAAUUUUUUAGAUUUUUAGGUCAUCAAAAUCACUUGAAUGACCUAUUGCAAUCUGUCUGUGUGCGUUGUCACCUAUGAUUUGUAAUUUUUGUUGAAUUCUUAAAUUUUCUGAAACCUUCAGACCAGUUCUGACUCAAUUUGGUUUGCAUCAAUUCAUGAUGGAGAAGAGAAUUGUGAUUUUCAGGUACAUUUAGAAAUAAUUAACUGGGAAAAUGGUAUCUUUACCUUCACAUUUACCUGAGAAUUCUAUACUAAAUUUAGUAAAGUUUUUGACUCUGAGCUGCAGGUAGGGGUUAAGUAAAGAAAGAGCAUAGAUCAAUGUCGGUUUUAUUUACUUCUGAGCAUGUCAUACAAAAUGUGUAUAAUUGGCAAUAAUUAUUCCAGCUUGAUUAUCAUUUAGUGAGGCCAGAGUGGGGUUCAGAUUCUGAAAAAAUGUGUAAAUUCCUUUUUACCAGAGAACUGACCAACAAACUUUAAAUGUACUGGAAUAUCUUCCUCCUCACUUCUGAUUGAAUGCUUGUAAAGUUUAUGUACUUCAGCAAGAGUCAUGUUUACUUCAUUUAACACUCUAGUUAAGCUGCAGAAGAGUUGCUGCUGAUACUCAGGUGACCUUUAUGGCCUAUGGGCCUUUUGUUUGAACUUUUGAUAAUGUUGAUUGAAUCAAAUUGAAAGUAUUUAUUUUUUAAAUUAUAAGAUGUGUAAAGUAUUCAUUUUAUAUACCAUAAACUAGUCAAAAGAGUCCUACACCAUACCACUUUUAAACUCUUGAUGUCAAAUUUAUGCACCAUGAAUUCUGUGUAAUUUUUGAAGGAAUCCUGUAUAUUUGCCAUAAAAUGAAGACUUCCAGUACCAAAUUACAAUUUGGAAAACUGCCAAAAAUGCCAGUAAAAGCAACUUAGACUUCAAACUUCUAGAGUGAUUAAUAUUUCAAUUACAAAUUUUAAAUGAUAGUUCCAAAAUACAGUAUUCUGAUUUUAUAAAAUUUCAUAACAUAAUUUAAUAAUUGUGUGUGCAAAUAGUGAUCUCAUGAAGCAUAGAGAACAGCGUACUUAAAAUAGAUGCACAAAGUAAAGCUAUUAAUAAAAUAAAUUACCAGUUCUCAUCUUGAAAAUCUUACUACCUGUUGGCCUUCUUAACAAGAAUUUCAGUAAUCUGCAUUGUUUCUUGUAAUAGGUUUUUGAUGAAGAACAAUGCUGACAGAAGCUAUCAAAAAUCAGCCAAAAGUAUUCUUAGGACUUUGUUUUGUAAAGCAUGAACCUUUAAAAAAAAAUCACUGUGAAGCUACACCAUGGAAAAUUUAUGUUAUGUUCACUAGAAUUCUGGAAAUGAAUUUUUAAACAUAUUAAGUAGAAUAGGAAAUCUCUUGGCAAAAAGCCGAGAAUGUUCUUUUAAAAACUCUUCCGAAAGCCUUCCUAUUUUUUUUUAUUGUUUCAAAAAGAGUACUACUAUGUGUAGAAAAAAGUUGGGGGGGUGCACACAAGAAGUUAAUCGAAUUGGGUGCCAUUAUGGAAGAGUGCUGUAUACAACAGUGGUGUACAGAUAAGUGCUAAGUCAAUCACAACUACAAUUUUCUAAAUUAUUGGAGUGAUAAAAAAUGAUGCUAUUUAUAUAUAUAUGUAUAGUAGGUUAAUGGAUGACACAUCCGUCAGAUGGACAGUGGUAUAGUUACAAAGAUGUAUACAUGGUGGUUACAUUGUAAGAAAUGGAUGGUUUUUGAUUGUUUUUUUCUUUUCCUCUUAAAAUAAGAUUGACAGAAGUUUCUCUUGGAAUAUGUUUGUAAAUUACAAAUAGUUAUAACACUUGUAUAGAAAUUUUGAAGUUCAGAAAGACACUAAACCCUUGCUGCUCUGUGAUAUGUGUUUAGAUGUUUUAAUGUUUAAAAAAACAAGGUAUUCUUUUGUUUGCAAUAUGGUAGAGACAAUAUUUAUUGAAAAGGUAACGUUGACAUUGAGACUGUGACAAGAUUUUAUUGAUAUAUAUAUUGUUCAUGUGAUACCACGGAUUGGAGAGUCCGAGAUCUGGGUAUUUCCAGCAGUACAUGACUUUUGUUCCCAAUUCUGUGACUUGGGCUUCACUGCUACAUAUAUACAUAUAUAUAUAUUUGUUAUGAAGCUGAAAUGUUCACUAUCGAUUUUAAAUUUGUUGUUUGUAUGGAAUGUGGAAGCAUUUUUAAAAACUUUUUGCAUGUACAAUGUGUAUGUUUAAUGAAUGUUCUCUGUUUUUUGAUGGCAAUAUGAUGACAUUGAAUGCAUUCCCAAUGCACUGAUUGAGUCAGUGGCCUUAAUUUUGUAGGAUAGAGAGAUUGAAUCAACAGAUUUAAUUAUUAUUUUUUCAUAAAAUUCUGAGUCAAUGCCUACAUCAAAUUCAUUCCACUAGAUGCAAUUAAAUGACUAUAUAACUAGAUGAAAUGUCAGGGAAUGACAUCAAAAUUUUUCUAUCCUGUUUUUAAUUGGAUGAUUCUAAAAUUAUAUGCAUUCCAGGCUUUGAACAUUAUGUACGUUAUGGUCACAAAUAGAAAUUCAAGCAGAAAAAGCAUUAUUUUUUACAUUUAUGAAAAUCUAAAAUUUGCUUCAUUUUGGAGGUAUGUAAUACCGGUCAGUAUUGCCAUAAUGUUUUAACCAAGUGUAAAAACUUUUACUAGUUGCACUAUAAAUUAUAUAAAUUAAGUACUACAUUGUAUGAUAAAAAUCUUCAUGCCAUAUCAUUUUCUCUGUCAAUUUCAAAUUAUUUAUUUAUUGAAAUUUGUUAUGUGAAGUGAUAAGUGCUUAAUUUCCUUCAUGUCCUAAUUACUUGGGAAAUACAUUAAACUUAUAUAUUCUUUAUAUGGAAUGUCUCUAGAAGAAUAUGAAGAAAAAAAACCUCUCAGGUCAUGUUUUAAUUUUUUUCUCAAUAUCCAUGUACCUGAAUCUCUAGUUAGUGGAAAGAUCUGUUCCACCAAGGUUGUACCAUGUUUUAUAUGUUGCCCUGUCUGCUUCAGUGUUGGCAGGCCAGCUCGCUCUGCUCUGUGACUGGUUGUGUCUGUGGAUAGCUUACUGUUACCACAUGUGUAUGUCAUCACUUAUCAUUAGGCCAAAUUAUAAAUAUAUGAAUAUUUAUUGUUUAUUAUUAAAAUGACACAAAUGAUGAAAUCAGAA
Molecule: messenger RNA, 7671 nt
Organism: Saccostrea echinata
Lineage: Eukaryota; Metazoa; Mollusca; Bivalvia; Ostreida; Ostreidae
Product: AF4/FMR2 family member 4-like
Exons: 20
Coding region: 327-3935 (1202 amino acids)
Biological process (GO): regulation of gene expression
Cellular component (GO): nucleus; super elongation complex
Source: RefSeq, a predicted model, not a curated record